Molecule: messenger RNA, 1536 nt
Organism: Tripterygium wilfordii
Lineage: Eukaryota; Viridiplantae; Streptophyta; Magnoliopsida; Celastrales; Celastraceae
Exons: 5
Coding region: 16-1443 (475 amino acids)
Biological process (GO): protein transport
Source: RefSeq, a predicted model, not a curated record
GCAUAUAAGGAAUGCAUGCAAACACGUCUUAUAGCCAACUGUGCUCUGCUCUCUCAUACCAGUCUCUCUCUGUUUGGUGAUUUUAUAGCACCUGCUUCUGUGGUAGAUCUUCCAACAGAGGAGGAGUGGGCAAUGGGAAAGAAACUCGAUGCUCUACUUGGUAGAUCAACCUUCAAGCCUUACAAGUUCAAUGCCCUUGUCACUCUUGCUCUCUCGCGCCUUGCCGUCUUGAAAAACCAGCGCCAGGUCCGCUACAAUCAAGCCAGGUCUGACGUCAUUAAGCUCCUCGAAAUCAGCCAUCAUGAACGCGCUCUUCUUCGAGUUGAGCAAUUGAUCAAGGAGCAGAAUAUGUUGGAUGUGUAUACGAUGAUGGAGAGUUAUUGCAGUCUGUUGAUUGAGAGGCUGAGCCUUAUUGAACAAGAGAGAGUAUGUCCUGAUGAACUCAAAGAGGCAAUAGCCAGCUUGCUUUAUGCAUCUUCUAGAUGUGGGGAUUUCCCAGAGCUUCAAGAGAUUCGUGCAGUUUUCACCACUCGCUAUGGCAAGGAAUUUGUUACUAAUGCCAUUGAAUUGCGUAACAAUUGCAGAGUGAAUCCUAAGAUGAUACAAAAGCUGUCGACCAGGCAACCGGGCUUGGAGAACAGAAUGAUGUUGCUCAAGGAAAUUGCUUCUGAGAAGAGAAUUACUCUACAGUUUGAGGAAGCUUCCUCUGUGUCCACCAAGGAAAAACUGGGUGAAAACAAUAAUCAAAACCAGCCUGACCAAUAUAAAUCAACUAAUUCAGGCAGCAGCAAGUUGGGUGACGAUUUGCAGAAUUUACCGGAAGCAAUACUAAAUGAUGGAUUCUCAGAUUCAAUGAAGACAAGGAAGAAAUAUAGGGAUGUAGCAGACGCAGCUCAAGCAGCUUUUAAGUCAGCUGCGUAUGCAGCUGAGGCUGCAAGAGCAGCAGUAGAACUCUCUCGAACAGACAAUAAUUCUGACGAUCAGAACAGCCCCAAUAUUCGGAGAAGAAAUGCAUCUGAUGGAGAUGAGGCUUUUGGAGUGGAAUCUAAUGAGGAAAAUGGUGUAAUCCAAAAUGAAAAUCAAGCAGGACAAAAGGAGGACAAGACUGCAGCAGUAGUGAAGAGGUCAAUGUCUGCGUCAAGUUCAGAUUCAGCACAAGAGAAUGUGACGGAAACCAUAACAUCACCGGAGGUUGAUGUUGUAGCCAAGCUCUUGGAAAAGGAGAUAGUGUUUGACGAGAGUGAUGAUGAGGUCCAGCAUACAAAGAAUUCUAGUUCGGCAAAGGAAAACCCUACAAGCAUUCGAGCUGUUCAAAUGGUGGAAUCUGGGGCUGGACAACACUGGUCACAUGGCACUGAAUACCCAGGUGCAAUGAAUACACAGCCCUUAAACAAAGAGAAGCGACCAUUUUCCCUAAGGACCAGAAAAACUCCGAGGAACUAAGAUUUAUAGAUCAUUAUUUUGUUAUUUUCCAAAAGUUUUGUGGUUAUGCCUGAUAAACACAUGCUGAGUAUAUGCAAAAAAUUUGUUUCUUCA